AUGGCCUCCUCCUCCUCCACUCCUCUCCACAUCGUCGACCAAGAUAACGACGAAUUUGAUUGGGAGGCGGCAGUGAGGGAGAUUGAUGUGGCCUGUGCUCAAACCACAACUUCUUCUACUAAUUAUUGUGCUAAUAACGGUUCUAAUCACGUAAUUAAUGGCAAAAUCCCUACUUAUACUUCUUCAAAUCCGAGAAUUCAAGAAACCCACAAAAAAUCAGUGCCCAAUCAGAGCAAUUUUGCUUAUUUUGCUUCUUCUUCCCGGCAAUUGACUCUAGAUAGGUUUAUUGGGAUUGUUCCCAGAAACUCCAAUGGGCACCAGAGGGAAAAGCACUGCAAUGGGUUUUUAAAAAACAAGAAUAAUAAUUUUAACAGUAAUUGUCAGAUUAAUGUUGGUAAUAGUGGUGAGGGACAGAAGGGGCAAGCUGAAGAUGAAGAAGAAAAUGUCGGCUUUGUCAAGAUUGAUCCUGAGGCAGCUAAGACUUGGAUUUACCCAGUUAAUAUCCCUCUUCGUGACUAUCAGCUCAAUAUUACGCGGACUGCUUUGUUUUCCAACACUUUAGUGGCAUUGCCUACUGGGCUUGGGAAAACUCUUAUUGCUGCUGUUGUAAUGUAUAACUAUUUCAGAUGGUUUCCAGAAGGAAAAAUUGUAUUUGCAGCUCCUUCUCGACCACUUGUACUGCAACAAAUUGAAGCAUGCCAUAAUGUUGUAGGAAUACCACAGGAAUGGACUAUUGAUCUGACAGGUCAAACAAGUCCCACAAGAAGAGCAGACCAUUGGAGAAGUAAACGAGUUUUUUUUGUUACUCCCCAAGUUCUUGAGAAAGAUAUUUAUUCUGGUUCAUGUUUGGUGAAGCAUCUUGUCUGUUUAGUGGUUGACGAGGCUCAUCGUGCAACAGGCAACUAUUCGUAUUGUGUUGCAGUUCGUGAGUUGAUGGCUGUUCCUGUGCAACUCAGAGUAUUGGCUUUGACUGCAACACCAGGAUCUAAGCAGCAGACCAUCCAGCACGUAAUCGAUAAUCUUCAAAUAUCAAGACUUGAAUACCGAAGUGAAAGUGACCCUGAUGUGAUUCCUUACGUGCAUGACAGAAAGAUAGAGCUGAUUGAGGUUGCUAUGGGCAAUGAUGCGGUUGAAAUAAAUAAUUUGAUCUUGGAAGUAAUACGCCCUUAUGUUGCUCGGCUUUCUGCAAUUGGGGUACUUAAAAAUAGAGAUUGCCAGACGUUAAGCCCAUGUGAUUUACUCAACUCGAGGGACAAAUUUCGGGAAGCACCACCAGAAAACCUGCCUCAUAUUAAGUAUGGAGAAGUUGAAGGAUAUUUUGGUGUACUCAUAACGCUGUACCACAUCAGGAAAUUGCUGUCUAGCCAUGGUAUAAAGCCUGCAUUUGAGAUGCUUGCAGAAAAAUUGCAACAGGGGUCUUUUGCACGUUUUAUGAGUCGGAAUGAAGUUCUUCUAAAAGCAAAACUUCUAAUGCAGCAAAGCAUAUCUCAUGGAGCUCCUAGUCCCAAAUUGUCAAAAUUGCUGGAAGUCUUGGUGGAUCAUUUUAAAAUGAAAGAUCCACUUGAGUCAAGGGUUAUAAUUUUCUCAAAUUUCAGGGGAAGUGUAAGGGAUAUAAUGAAUGCAUUAAAAGACAUUGGGGAAUUUGUAAAAGCUACUGAGUUCGUUGGUCAGACUUCAGGUAAAGCAUUAAAGGGACAGUCACAAAAAGUUCAACAAGCUGUUUUGCAGAAAUUUAGAGCUGGUGGGUACAAUGUCAUUGUUGCAACUUCAAUUGGUGAAGAAGGUUUAGAUAUAAUGGAAGUUGAUCUUGUUAUAUGCUUUGAUGCUAACAUCUCACCAUUGAGAAUGAUUCAGCGAAUGGGCAGAACUGGAAGAAAGCAUGAAGGACGAGUAGUUGUUUUAGCUUGUGAGGGGUCUGAAUUAAAGGGCUACAUGAGGAAACAAGCCAAUAGCAAGGCUAUUAAGAAGCACAUGAGAAACGGGGGAGCAAAUAGUUUCCAAUUUCAUUCAAGUCCGAGGAUGAUUCCGCAUGUUUUCAAACCAGAGGUCCAGUUUGUAGAGCUUUCAAUUGAACAGUUUGUUCCACGUGUAAAGAAAGUGAAUGAUGAUGACCAGCCAAUCCAGUCGCCUGCAUAUAAAGCCAAGUUAACAGAUGCUGAGAAUGACUUACUAUCUAAAUAUUUCAGCACCACCAGGGAAAACACUUGGAAACCAUCACUUAUUGCCUUUCCUCAUUUCCAAGCAUUUCCGUCCAGAGUACACAAAGUGCUGCAUUCAUUUAGGACAGGGAUUCUAAUAGAUGCAAUGCAAUGUUUACAAGGAUUACCAUUUUCUACAUGCAGUACAGCUGUUAAAGUUGAGGAUAGUGCCUCUCCAGAACCAUGCUCAGCAAGUGAAGCUCUUGAACAGUGUAAUGGCAAAAUUAAAGAAACAAGCACUUCUGGGGACUUUCCUAUAGAGGAUUGCAUAAGAGAAGUUUCACUGGCUAGUUUAGAGCCCAAAGAGGAUUUAAGAACUAGAGAGGAUUCCUAUGCGCUAGGUUCUCAAGGUUCUCAAUGUAAAAACUUGGUCCAUUCCUUUCUCUUCAGCUCUGGAUUGAUAUCUGUAGAUGAUCUUGGGACAGUACAGGUUUUAUCUGUGUCACAAUUUCCAGUGAAAGAAGUUCUGCUUUCUAAAAUUAUGACUACCGGCAGAGCAGCUCCAUUCUAUCAUCUGAAACAAAAUAUUGCAUGCAUUGAUGCUUCCACUGAUGUAUGCGAAGAACGUGUGGGGAAUGCAAAAGAUGAUUCUAUGUCCCAGAUAAGAUCCAGUCAAGAUGACAAAGAUUGUGCAUUUAAAUUAAACAGCUGUAAUGCAUCAGGAGAAAAAACUUUAGGAGAGAUUAUUCUUGAGACUCCAAUUCCCAAGCCAAUGUCAGAUGGAGGUGAGAGUAUUAAUAAUAGUCCUGAAGAUAGAGCACCUAUGUUGUUUGCUGCUGAGGCCAAUGAUGAUCCAAUGGACGUUGAGUUUAGUCCCAGGCUUACUAACUUUAUGGAGUCCGGUAUUGUUCCAGAAUCUCCUAUAAGCAGUAGUGGAAUGCCUGAGAUUCAAAGAGAUGAUAUUAUGGUACCAGAUCUUGUUUCAACCCCCAUGGUCCAUGCACAGUCAGUAGUGAAGUAUUUGGGGCAGAAUGAAAUUAAUGUCACUUCUUCGCUGACCAAUGAUAUUUCUGCAAAACAAAUGAAGAAUAGUACUCCAGCAAGCAAAUUUAGAACUCCAACUGUUGAUGAAUGUCGAUCUCCUUUCAUUAAAUCACCAGACAUUGGCUUUAGCAAAGACUGGCAAUUGAAUCCUGGAGGAAAUUCACAUGGUGUUAAACAAAGACGCAAGUUUAAAAGAUUGCGCAAGCAUGGAGAUCUCUGUAGGGUUAAGCCUCAGGAUUGCAAAGAACAGACAAGUGGCCCCACCAGAAACUUCACAAGUUCUUCUGUUGGUGCAGAUGAUGGUCAGAAUCAUCAUCAUAGAGGCGCGAAGUUCAUCUCAAAUAGAGCCAAACUGUUUGUUGAAGAUGAAGCAGAGGUAUCUUUGGAGGUUAUGGUAUCUUCUGAUGAGGAAGAUGAGCAGGAGGACAAUUCAUACGAAGAUAGUUUUAUUGAUGAUAGAAUAAAUCCUACAGCAAAAAGUACUCAAGCAGAAGAGAGUGGUAUUGAUAUGAUGGCUGUUUACAGGCGUUCCUUGCUCAGUCAAUCACCAUUAGUAGGAGUGGCAAAUUUCUCUGAAGAUUUUACUCCUAGUUCUGAUGUUCCAAGAAAUGAAAGAGCAAGCACUUCAGGAUCAGAAAGUCAUUUGGUUCAAAAGCCUGAGAAUGGCUUAGAGUCUACCGCCAGGAAUUCAGCAUCCCUCCAUUUCAAUCUUGACAGAGUUUCCUCAGAUGCUUUGCUCUCCAGAAUUACUACUUCUCCAAAAGAACAAAAAAGCAAGAUGGAGAAUCGAAAGAGAAAAUUAUUCUGUAAAUCUGGUUUCUUACCAGUACAUAACUUAGAAAAAGAGUUUUUCAUUGGUUCUGUCGCUUCUGGACACGACUCUAUGUUGCAUGAACAAACCGACAAAAUUCAAGAAAAUAGCAAAACGUUUCUGGACAAUGACAUCACAGAAAACAGGAAUAUCUUUGAUGACGAUCAAUUCUACAAUGCCAUUGAUCUUGAUGCUAUAGAAGAACAAGCUGCCAAAUUAAUUGGAUUCAAAACGGACUACUCAAAACAGAAUCAGGUACCUAUUGCUGAACCAGUGCCAGUAAACCCUUCUCUUCUUGGUUCUCCUUCUUUUGAUCUUGGAAUUUGAUUCUUAAGGGUGGUUAGAACUUACAAGAGGAUUAUACAAGAGGUACAGGAUUUCUUUUUUGUAGAUAGAGAUCUAUAGUGAAAGUUGUAUAUAUCUUGUAUUGCAAAAUGAAAAGACACAAGUUUAUACAUGGAACCAAAUUAUUUAUGUUGUAGUGGCAAAUUGGUUGAGCAUACAAUUAGAAUCUUAAAGGCUACUUUGCUCUCAUCAUUUAC
Molecule: messenger RNA, 4535 nt
Organism: Coffea eugenioides
Lineage: Eukaryota; Viridiplantae; Streptophyta; Magnoliopsida; Gentianales; Rubiaceae
Product: DEAD-box ATP-dependent RNA helicase FANCM
Exons: 23
Coding region: 1-4320 (1439 amino acids)
Biological process (GO): replication fork reversal; double-strand break repair via synthesis-dependent strand annealing; interstrand cross-link repair
Molecular function (GO): hydrolase activity; ATP binding; four-way junction helicase activity
Source: RefSeq, a predicted model, not a curated record